Messenger RNA from Cicer arietinum (chickpea), 2645 nucleotides. Its product is annotated as ABCG transporter STR2-like. Gene Ontology annotation, cellular component: membrane. Gene Ontology annotation, molecular function: ATP hydrolysis activity; ABC-type transporter activity; ATP binding. NCBI's taxonomy places the organism in Eukaryota, Viridiplantae, Streptophyta, Magnoliopsida, Fabales, Fabaceae. The record is from RefSeq and is a predicted model, not a curated record. Gene Ontology annotation, biological process: transmembrane transport.
CAAAUGAUGAAGAAACCGAGAAUCAAUUAAUCUCAAUCUUUUCGUUAGAAACAACCUCAAAUUUGAUCCUUUCAAUAAAAACAACAUUGUAAUAGCUUUGAAACCAUCUCCUAAAAACAUCACCAACCGGCCACAAAAGUUUCCUUAAUUAUAUAAACAUCCUCAGCACACCAUCCCCUCAGUUUAGGAGCACUUCAAAAUAUGCUAUGCAUUAAUUUGAAUUAAUUCUAAACAUUUUCUCAAAAAAAAAAAAGACUUUUUUAAAAAAUUAAUUAACGUCAAACAUGAAUUCGAAACAAGUCAUCACAAAAGGUGUUGUCGAAACGGUGAUCGACAUAAAGAAACCAGUGAAUUUUACGGGAGGACUCGAGUUUCAAUCUCUGACGUAUACGGUGACGAAGAAAAAGAAAGUUGAUGGAAAAUGGUCGAAGGAAGAAGUUGAUUUGUUGCAUGAGAUAACAGGUUAUGCACCAAAAGGUUGUGUGACAGCAGUGAUGGGACCAAGUGGUGCUGGAAAGUCAACUUUAUUGGAUGGACUUGCUGGGAGAAUAGCAAGUGGGAGUCUUAGAGGGAAAGUUUCAUUGGAUGGAAAUAUUGUGAAUGCUAGCUUGAUUAAAAGAACUUCUGCUUAUAUAAUGCAAGAAGAUAGGCUUUUUCCUAUGCUUACUGUUUAUGAGACUUUGAUGUUUGCUGCUGAUUUUAGAUUGGGACCACUUUCUGUUGCUGAUAAGAGGCACAGAGUUGAGAAGCUUAUUGACCAGCUUGGAUUAUCAUCAUCAAGGAACACCUACAUAGGAGAUGAAGGAACAAGAGGAGUCUCAGGCGGAGAGCGACGCCGAGUGUCGAUCGGCGUUGACAUAAUCCAUGGACCUUCACUCCUCUUCCUUGAUGAACCAACUUCAGGACUAGACUCAACAAGUGCACUAAGUGUGAUUGAAAAAGUGCAUGACAUAGCAAGAAAUGGAAGCACAGUGAUUCUAACAAUCCACCAACCAUCAUCAAGAAUACAGUUGCUUCUUGACCAUCUCCUCAUUCUAGCUAGAGGGCAACUCAUGUUUCAAGGCUCACUCAAAGAUGUGACUCAUCAUUUGAACAGAAUGGGAAGAAAAGUUCCAAAGGGAGAGAAUCCAAUUGAGAAUCUCAUUGAUGUUAUACAAGAGUAUGAUCAAUGUGAUUUUGUUGGUGUUGAGGUUUUAGCUGAGUUUGCACGUACAGGAAUGAAACCACCUCUUUUGAGUGACAUGGAGGAGAUUUCAAUGUCUAGUUCUGUUGUUGCACCUUCUCCUUCUUUGAAUAGAGAAAAAUCUCAAGAUUUUUCUUACUCAUCACAAGUGAGUAGGAGUUUGAAUGAUGAGUUUGAUCAUAGUUUAAGAAGUCCUUAUAAUAAUAAUACAUCAAGGUCAUGGAGUGCUAGUAAUAGUGCAGCUUUCUUGAAAUUCACUCCCUCAAGACUUAAAAAUGAGCACAAGGUGAAGAAGGCUCCAAGUCAUGUUGCUUCCCCUGGCUUCUACACAUACUCAAGUGAAAUCAUGCCAGAAACUCCAACACCACAUAGCAGUGACUAUACAUUGAAUGAAAAUGACUACCUCACACCAACAAAUGGAUCACAAGAACAUCUAGGCCCAAAGUUUUCAAAUUCCUACAUAGGAGAAACAUGGAUCCUAAUGCGCCGCAACUUCAUAAACAUCCGGCGAACACCCGAGCUUUUUCUAUCAAGACUAAUGGUCCUAACCUUCAUGGGAUUCAUGAUGGCUACCAUGUUCCACAAUCCAAAAGACUCAUUACAAGGAAUCACGAAUCGCCUCAGCUUCUUCAUCUUCACAGUAUGCUUAUUUUUCUUCUCUUCCAAUGAUGCUGUCCCUGCCUUCAUCCAAGAAAGGUUCAUCUUCAUCCGCGAGACAUCGCAUAACGCCUAUCGAGCUUCCUCAUACACCAUUGCAAGCCUAAUCACUCACAUGCCGUUUCUUGCACUGCAAGCUUUGUCCUAUGCAGCUAUAGUUUGGUUUGCUUUAGAACUUAGAGGUCCUUUUCUAUACUUUUUCCUUGUUCUCUUCAUUUCUCUUCUUUCGACGAAUUCAUUUGUUGUGUUUGUGAGUUCUGUUGUUCCAAAUUAUAUCUUGGGCUAUGCUGCUGUCAUUGCCUUCACUGCAUUGUUCUUUUUAUUCUGUGGAUACUUCUUGAGCAGUGAGGAUAUUCCGAUUUAUUGGCGUUGGAUGAACAAAAUUUCGACGAUGACAUACCCUUAUGAAGGACUAUUGAUGAAUGAGUAUCAAACUAAUGAUGCUUUUGGAUCAAAUGAUGGUAAACCUGUUACUGGUUUUGAUAUUUUGAGAAGUCUUCAUAUUGGUACUGAUGAGAUUAAGAAAAGGAAUAAUGUGCUUAUAAUGUUAGGUUGGGCUGUUUUAUAUAGGAUUUUAUUUUAUUCUAUUCUUCGUUUUGCAUCAAAAAAUCAAAGGUCAUAGUAGACUUUGUGUGUGUGAUAAAGUUAAACAAUUUUAUUUGUUUUGUAUACUGCAAACAUAUUGUUUGGAUGAUAUUUGUUGCUUCAAUGUAUUGCAUUUUGCAACAUGGUUUAUGAAUUGCAUGGACAUUGUAUUGUACCUUUUUCACAAUAAAUCAAAUCAAGGGAUAUGGUGGUUUCUUCA